Messenger RNA from Peniophora sp. CBMAI 1063, 6564 nucleotides. The record is from the annotation of a GenBank genome assembly. NCBI's taxonomy places the organism in Eukaryota, Fungi, Basidiomycota, Agaricomycetes, Russulales, Peniophoraceae.
AUGUCUCUCGAGAGCGGGCCCUCGCACACGCACAGCGCCCACAGCUCGUCCUCCGGCGUCGACCUCUCCCAGACGACCGCCGGCCUCGCGUCCUCGCUCCCGCCCUCGCCGCACCAGCCGCACGCCCAGCAGCCGCGCCGGCGCACGAGCUGGAACCGCGUCGAGCUCGGCCAGGACCCGCUCUCUUCUAUGAACAACAACGUGGCCGGCCCGUCGCGGUCCAGCUCGCCGUACGUGCUCGACGACGACCCGUUCGCGAGCGCCGAUUACGGACAGACGCACGCGCACGUCGCGAUGUAUUCCCAUGCGGCGCCCACGCAGUCGGCCGCGAGCUUGAUCUCGUCGCAUAGGGAGAGCUCGUUCUCCAUGGGCACGCUCGACGACGAGGGCACAACGCACCUCACCGGCCCCGACGCGUCUUGGCGCACGGCAGACGACGACGCGGAGCAGAGCUUACACGCGAAUUUGAGUCACGGAUCUGCGCGGGCUGGAGUUGGGACUGGGAAUGGUGGUGGGAGCGGUGGUGGGGGACUGGGCGCGCAGAGGAGGCGGACGAUCCGGUACAGCGCCGAGCCGGGCGCGCUACAACGCACAGGCAGCCGCCUGCGCAACGUCUCGCGCUCAUUACGGCGCGUCUCCCUCCGCGUGGUCAAUCUGGCCGGUAUGGGAUUGGACGACCACAUCCGCAUCGCCGACGUGCCCGACAGUCCGCGCGGGGACACGUUCGAGAAGGUCAGCGGGCAGAGCCCGGUCGACGACGGAGAGCAUAGAAUGGACGACGAGAAGUAUUACGGGGACGAGGUGGAGGUGUUGCCGGAUUUGCGGACCGCGCUGCCUGUGCGUGGGCGCACGCUGGGGUUUUUGGGGCCCCAGAGCAGCGUGCGGAGGGCGAUGUACCGGCUGUUGGUCUAUCCGUGGACGGAGCCCGUCAUUCUGCUGCUCAUCAUCGUCAACGCCGUGGUCCUCACCAUCCAGGCCUCGCGCACGCUUACGUGGGAGGACGCGCCGAAGAGUAUGAAGGGCUACUUUCACUCUUGGGAGGACUAUGUGCUUUUCGUGCUCUUUGUGCUCUUCACGCUCGAGGCGUUCGCGAGGAUAGCCGUCACUGGUCUCAUCCUGGACCCCGAAAUGCCCGUAUCGUCAUUGUUCGGCGCGUUCUCUUUCGCACCGCCGCCGUCGCUUGCUGCGACUGGACCUGUCGAGCCGCUCGAACGACAUCCCAGUACGACUUCGACGAGCGCGCAUAGUAUGCGCUCGGCCGGGAGUUUGAAACGGAAGGUUACUGUUACGGAGAAGCUCGGACGGCUCUACGCCAAUAUCAAACGGCCCUUCUCCCUCGCGCACGAAGCGUCGCACCCGCGCGCCAACUUCUCAGCCGGCUCAACGACGAACGUCACACUCUCCGGCCUCCCUCCCCACCCACCUCCACCUCUCACCGGCAUCCCCUCCGCAUCCUCGAACUCUUAUCCUGCCGGAGACCUCCCCAAACUCCGCAGCCGAAGCGACACCUCGUUCUCCCAAACGCCCAUGAUGGAGAAAGCCUCCCAUCUGCACUCCGCCCUGCGCGGGCCCAGCGCACCGCCCUUCAUAUCCCAGGCCUUCCGCUCCUCCAACCCGAACGAGACGCUCUCCCUCCCCUUCCGCGCCUCGAUCUCCAACACGCGCUCCGCCACCACGCGCCACCUCCCCUACCUGCGGCACUCGUGGUCCCGCAUAGACUUUGUAGCGGUGACGGCGUUCUGGGCCGCGUUCGCGAUUGCCACGUUUGGGGUGGAGCGGGAGGAGGGAGGCUUGAGGGUGGGUGUUUUCAGGGCGCUGAGUGUGUUGAGGUGCGCGAGGCUGUUGACGGUUACGAGCGGGACGACGACGAUUAUGCGGAGUUUGAAGACGGCGCGGCCGUUGUUGCAGAGCGUGGCGCUGUUUGUGGUUUUUGCUAUGGUUGUGUUUUCGAUUAUUGGGAUCCAGUCGUUCAACGGCUCGUUUCGCCGCUCGUGUUAUCUCCAACCUGUACCCGGAGGUCCGUCCGACCCUAUACAGCUCGACCAGUCGUGCGGAGGACAGGUCGAUCCGACGUUUCUCAAUGAGACGGGGUAUUUCACAAGAGACGGCGCGCAGGCGGAUAUCGUCAAGGGAUACAUAUGCCCGCUCGGGCAACUCUGUCUCGAAGACGAGAACCCGGAGAGCGGACUGGAGAGCUUCGACACGGUGUACCAGAGCGCCCUGCAAGUCUUCGUCGUGGCCACCGCGAACGGCUGGUCACCGCUGAUGUACUCCAUGAUCGACGCCGAAUACUUCGUCUCCUGCUUCUUCUUCAUCGUCACCAUCGUCGUGCUCAACUUCUGGCUCCUGAACCUGUUCGUCGCCGUCAUCACCAACACGUUCUCCGCUAUCCGCGAGGAGACGCAUAAGAGUGCUUUUGGUGCCGCCCCGCUGGCGGUUGUGGACGCGACGGACGAGCCGUGGACGCGGCCGGGUCGGAGGGCGCCGAGGAGGAAUAUUAUCGCGGCGCUGUAUACGCAUAUCCGGUGGUGCUUUAUCUUUUUGGCGCUUACUUCGCUCGUGCUGCAAGCGACGUAUACGGCUAGCAUGGGCGAGACGCAUACGCUCAUUCUCUCAAAGGGCGAGCUGGUGCUGACCAUCGCGUUCGACCUCGAGAUCGUGCUGAGGAUCGCGGCGUGCUUUCCGGAGUGGCGGGCGUUCUUCUGGAAAGGCCAGAAUGUGCUCGAUCUGGUGCUGUGUGUGGGCAGCAGCGUCAUUCAGAUUCCGGCUGUGAGGGAUAGCGAGGUCUAUUCGUGGUUGACGGUGUUCCAGCUCAUGCGGUUCUAUCGUGUGAUCUUGGAGAUACCCAGGAUGAAGCCUCUACUCCUCAGCGUAUUCGGAAACAUGUACGGUCUAGCGAACAUGACGCUCUUCCUCCUCCUCAUCAACUACCUUUCCGCGCUCGUGGCCAUCCAGAUGCUCCGCGGCGAUCUCAAAGCGGACGACUCAAUGAACUUCGGCCAGAUGUGGACGAGCUUUCUGGCGAUAUAUCAGGUGUUCAGUUCGGAGAACUGGACGGACAUAUUGUAUGGGACGGGCACGGCGGAGAGCGGGAGGGGGCAGAGCGUGCUUGUCGUGCUGUUCUUCGUUGGGUGGUUCUUUCUCGCCAACUUCAUCGUGCUGCAGAUGUUCAUCGCCGUCAUCAACGAGAACUUCAACGUCGCAGAAGAGAGCAAACGCGGCCAACAAGCCGACUUCUACUUCCAAGCCCAGCAGCCCCAACAAGGCCGCGCGGGCUGGCUCCGGCGGCUCAACCCCUACCGCUGGUUCCGCGCCUCGCCCAAGGCCAUCGUCGUCGAGAACCUCAGCGGGAACCUGGUGCUCCCCAUGCAAAAGGCGCUCAUACAGGACUAUGGGCUGCCGCCCGCGGAGCGGGACGCGCGCUCGCCCGGCGCGGCGCGCCAGAAGGGACACUUCACGACGAAGAGUCUGAACGCGCUCCAGGCGCUGUUCAUCGGCGAUACGGGCACGCACGAUAUCGCGCUCGCGAAUCUGCGCUCGCAUAGGAAAGAUCCCAGUGCGCCGGCGAAUACGGAGGACGAGGAGACGGAGCGCCAUUUGGAGCUGCUGGCUGCUAUCAACCAGGAAGGCGCGGGCGAGAUCGACGAGACGAACGAUGCGUUUUAUGAGAGGAGGGCGCGCAAGGCGGAUUUUAUACGCGCGCAUCCGACGUACGAUCGCACGUUUUGGGUCUUUGGGCAGAAGAAUGCGCUGAGGAGGGCGUGCCAGGCCGUCGUAAGGCCCGCGGGCGGCGAGCGCAUCUUUGGGCAUCCGCCGAAUACGGCCGCGCACUCGAUCUUUCAGCUGUUGUUGCUCGUCACGGUCAUUGCGGGCAUUGUUGUGGAGGCGGUCGCUACGCCGCUGUACCGGCGCGAUUAUUAUGCGGAGCAUGGGCUUAUACGCGGAUCGUGGUUCGAUCUGUGCGAGGCGGCGUUUGGAGGGGUGUUGGUCAUUGAGUUCUUCGUAAAGGUUGUGGCGGAUGGGUUCGCGUUCACGCCGAACGCGUAUGUGCGGAGUAUCUGGAACGUGCUGGACUUCUUCAUCAUGGUCGGCAUCACGGUCAACGUCGCUACUGGGCUCGUCUUCGUCGGCGGUCUAUCGCGGUUCACGAGGGCGCUCAAGGCACUGCGCGCGCUGAGGCUCGUUACGCUUGUGGAGAAGAUGCGCUCGACGUUCGAGAACUUGAUCAUCUCCGGUGCGAGCCGUAUCUUCGACGCUGCGCUACUCGCCAUCCUCUACAUGAUCCCCUACGCCGUCUGGGGCCUCACGAUCUUCGCCGGUCGGACGAACGUAUGCAACGACGACGACGCGAGCGGCAAAGCGGCGUGCGUGGGCGAGUACACGCCCGGCGCGCUCGGCGACGACGCGGGCUCCUUCGCGUUUCCGGUGCCGAGGGUGUGGGACAAUCCGAGCCCGAGCACGACGUUCUCCUUCGACUCGUUCAGGAGCAGUCUGCUUAUCAUGUUCGAGAUUGUUAGUCUCGAGGGAUGGGUGGACGUUAUGAAUGUCGUGACGGCGAUUACGACGCCGGACGGGCAGUUGGAGACGAAUGCGAGCCAGGUUAAUGCGAUCUUUUUCUUGGUUUAUAAUUUGCUUGGAGCGGUGGUUAUUCUCACGCUCUUCGUCUCGAUCAUCAUUGGCAACUUCAGUACCAAGACCGGCAGCGCACUGCUCACACAGCCACAACGCGAAUGGAUCGACUUGCAGAAGCUUAUCAAGCGCCAGCGCCCAAGCAAGCGCCCACGUGUACGACCUAGCUUCCCGCUACGCGCAUGGUGCUACGACCGCGCAGUUGCAAAACACGGCUGGUGGUCGCGGGGGAUGACGCUGCUCUUCGCCGUGCACGUCGUAGUCCUCAUGACGCAAACGUUCUCGCAACUGACGAUCCUGGACGACAUCCGGACAUACUUCUUCCUCGUCGUCACGCUCAUCUACUGCGUCGACGUGCUCGUGCGGUUCACUGGACUCGGAUGGCACUCAUUCCGCGCUAAUGGGUGGAAUAUCUUCGACGCGGUUGUUGCGGCGGGGAGCUUGUUCACUACGGUGUCGGUCCGGUUGGGCGCGGAGGGGAAUGCUAUUCAGCAGAUCCAGAAGAUCUUGCUCACGAGUAUCGCAUUCAAGCUCGUGCAGCGCACGAACAAUCUCAACAAGCUGUUCAAGACCGCCGUCGCGAGUUUGCCGAUCAUCAUGAGUUUGCUGGCUCUCUGGCUCAUCCUCUUCCUCUUCUUCUCCAUUCUAUACGUCGAGGUCUUCAGCCUGGCCAAGUGGCAAUCGGCCGAGACGCGCAACCAGAACUACGAGUCCAUUGGCAGCGCGCUCGUCAUGCUCGCGUUCAUGAGUUCAGGCGAGGGCUGGAACCAGUACAUGCACGACUACGCGAUUGUGUAUCCGCGCUGCACACCUGGCGAUGAGAACAACCCGGACACGGACUGUGGAAGCGCUGGAUGGUCGUUCACGUUGUUCAUCGCGUGGAACUUGCUGAGCAUGUACAUCUUCGUGAACAUGUUCACUGGUGUGGUGGUCGAGAAUUUCUCCUACGUCUUCCAGAUGACCGGCGGCUCGCGCGAUGUGACACGGCAACAGAUGCGCGCUUUCAAGAAGGUCUGGGCUCACUACGCGAACCAGCGUACCGGCUAUCUCGAGCGGAAUAAGUUCGCGGAGUUCUUCCAUCAACUCAGCGGCAUCUUCGAAGUUCGCAUCUAUCCGGCCGAAUUCCAUUACUCCAACAUCCUCUCCGCGUGUAGCGAGGGAAAUGCAGAGUCAAAUUGGCAGACGGAGCGCGUGUACGAGGGCGUGAACUUGCGCAAGCUGAACGCCGCGUUGAACAAGAUCGACUACACGGAGAUCCGCAGAAGAAGGAACCUGUACAGUCGGCUGUACCACGAAGCGAACAUCACGCACGAGCAGGGCAAAGGCAUCUCUUUCACGAAUAUGCUCAUGCUGCUGGCCCAUCACAAGCUCAUCGAGGACAAAGACGCGUUGGUUCUGAAGGAUCUCCUCGUACGAACCCGAACCAACGAUCUCGUCACAGACCUUGUCAAUCUCGACCGCGUGCGAUCCCUUCUGCGGACAAUUGCCGCUCGUCGGCGCUUCAUCGCUCAGCGUGACGCGCGCUUGCACGAGUCCAGCACGGUCCCCGAGAUCAUCGUCGACGAUACUCCGACAACGCCAACACAGGACAUCACAUCCACGAACCGGAACUCUGCGAAUAUGUCGCCCUUCCGCGAUGCGCACGAGGUCGGCAGUCGGCCCACUUCGUACAUAAACGACCGCUGGGACUCGGAGGCGUCGCUCGCGUCGCGCGGCAGUCCAAGACCAAGAUUGCAGCGAGGACGGCGGACAAGCGAUAUCAGCGUCAUGUCCGCUGACCUCGGUGUCCGACAUACUCGCGACCUAUCGCCAAUGCGGGACUCCAUGUAUGUGGACGAUCCGCAAGACGUGCUCGCAGUCAUGCAAAACUCAUCGUGGGGUGCCAUGAUGCUCGAAGCCGAAGAGUCUGACGACGACGACGACGAGCACCGAUAA